This is a messenger RNA of Gorilla gorilla gorilla (western lowland gorilla), 4476 nucleotides long. It is a transcript of the gene CIRBP, whose product is annotated as cold inducible RNA binding protein. Lineage: Eukaryota; Metazoa; Chordata; Mammalia; Primates; Hominidae. Gene Ontology annotation, molecular function: RNA binding. Bases 1212 to 2105 code for a protein of 297 amino acids. The record is from RefSeq and is a predicted model, not a curated record. The transcript has 7 exons.
GCGCAGCCGAGGGUCUGACGGCUGCGGCGGGGCCUGGACGGAAGAGGGGGCGAGCCCCGGGGCGCCGCACGUGGACCCCCGGCACGGGCACACUCACGUGCACCCGUCCUUUCACGCCAACGCGUUUCCUGCUGCCCCCACCCCUGCACCACUGCACGUCCCAGACCCCGGCCCAGCCUCCCCGCGGUCCCUAGGCUGGGGGAGCUCAGACAGGAGGCCAGGAGGAGGGGGACUUUGGGGCUGAGGCUUUGCCAAAGGAGCAGGAGUUUGCCAAGUGUUGUAGGAAGCGGGAAGGGUGCGCCAGGUAGGGGGCACGGCGUGUGCCAAGGCCCGGAAACGUGAAACCGAGUGCUUUUCGGGGGCAACCGGGAAGUCAGUUGGUGGAGAAAGAUCAAAGAUGGGAGGAAAGGCGAGGCUGACAAGGACCCUAAACGGUGAUUCCCCAAGUCGGCCACUGGAGGGAUGACUUGGGGGACCAGGGAGGAAGAGCAGGUGAGGGGGAGCGGCGGCCAGGACAUCUGGGAGGUGGCUGGACCCGUGGCCUGGACUUUGGGGGGCGGUCGAGUUGGAUCGAUGAUCGAUGAGGACCCUGGCGGCCUCACCCUGGGGGAGGUAGAGACGAAAAAGGAACUACGGUGUGCCCGGAAGGUGGUGGCUUUAGGUUCACAGGGAGGUGGUUGGCAAGGCGGGGGUAACAGGGGGAAGGAGAAAAUCUGAAAUGCCGGUGUGAGCUCCGGGCCAAGAGAGUUGAGGACUCAGGAGGCAGGAAUCCCCCGUGGCCGCCCGCUGCUUGGCUGUGGGCUCCAACUUGGUGUGUGCUCAGAGAAGGCAGUGGUUGGAGUGAACAGGGCCUGUGCCAGGUGGGGAGACUAGCCAAGGUGUUUGUGCAGCCUGGCCUCUGGAGCGGCCUGGGAAGAGCUGGAGUUCUCAGGGUGGGAGCUGGCCUGUGGCUGGGAGCCCGUGCUGGCGUCCCUGCCAGGCGGUGAUCUCACAGAGACAGGGUCUAGCUAUGUUGCCCCGGCUCGUAUCAAACUCCUGGACUCAAACGAAAGUGCUGGGAUUCCAGGCAUGAGCCAGCGCUACCGGCCUGCAUACGGGAUGAUUCCAUGUGGACUGCCACAUCAAGGAAGCAAACAACAAGGAAAGCCUGGCGCUGCGUGGAGCUGUCUUUUGCUGCUAACUGCCCUUGAUCGACUUCCUACCAGGCCGCCAUGGCAUCAGAUGAAGGCAAACUUUUUGUUGGAGGGCUGAGUUUUGACACCAAUGAGCAGUCGCUGGAGCAGGUCUUCUCAAAAUACGGACAGAUCUCAGAAGUGGUGGUUGUGAAAGACAGGGAGACCCAGAGAUCUCGGGGAUUUGGGUUUGUCACCUUUGAGAACAUUGACGACGCUAAGGAUGCCAUGAUGGCCAUGAAUGGGAAGUCUGUAGAUGGACGGCAGAUCCGAGUAGACCAGGCAGGCAAAUCGUCAGACAACCGAUCCCGUGGGUACCGUGGUGGCUCUGCCGGGGGCCGGGGCUUCUUCCGCGGGGGCCGAGGACGGGGCCGUGGGUUCUCUAGAGGAGGAGGGGACCGAGGUUAUGGGGGGAACCGGUUCGAGUCCAGGAGUGGGGGCUACGGAGGCUCCAGAGACUACUAUAGCAGCCGGAGUCAGAGUGGUGGCUACAGUGACCGGAGCUCGGGCGGGUCCUACAGAGACAGUUAUGACAGUUACGGUAAGUCACACUCCGAGGGCGCCACGCUGCUGUGGCCUGCGGUGGGAGCUCGGUUCACCUUGGUGCCCUCUCCAAGCACUUUAGGCUGGACACUCAGACCUUGUCACUGUGCUUGCCCAGAAGAGGCGCAUCUGUCCUCUCAGAGCCAUUUCUAUCGCAGGACGCAAAAGCCAAAUGAGACUGACCAAAAAGGCAAGGGAGAGCGAGGGCCCGCUGGGCAGUCAGCUAGGUGCAUGUGUGGCCGCAGGCCAGCCUCCCUCGGCUGUGGGGGGUGGUUGCUCCCCGGCCGCAGGCCGCGCCCUGGUCUGGCCUCUGGGGUGAAGCUGCCUCUCGUUGCUUCGGUGCCUUUACACUGUGCCUGCUUCUUGUCCUCAGCUACACACAACGAGUAAAAACCCUUCCUGCUCAAGAUCGUCCUUCCAAUGGCUGUGUGUUUAAAGAUUGUGGGAGCUUCGCUGAACGUUAAUGUGUAGUAAACGCACCUCCUUGUAUUCCCACUUUCGUAGUCAUUUCGGUUCUGAUCUUGUCAAACCCAGCCUGACCGCUUCUGACGCCGGGAUGGCCUCGUUACUAGACUUUUCUUUUUAAGGAAGUGCUGUGUUUUUUUGAGGGUUUUCAAAACAUUUUGAAAAGCAUUUAUUUUUUGACCACGAGCCAUGAGUUUUCAAAAAAAUCGGGGGUUGUGUGGGUUUUUGGUUUUUGUUUUAGUUUUUGGUUGCGUUGCCUUUUUUUUUUUUAGUGGGGUUGGCCCCAUGAAGUGGGUGCCCCAUUCACUUCUCUGAGAUCGAACGGACUGUGAAUCCGCUCUUUGUCGGAAGCUGAGCAAGCUGUGGCUUUUUUCCAACUCCAUGUGACGUUUCUGAGUGUAGUGUGGUAGGACCCCGGCGGGUGUGGCAGCAACUGCCCUGGAGCCCCAGCCCCUGCGUCCAUCUGUGCUGUGCGCCCCACAGUAGACGUGCAGACGUCCCUGAGAGGUUCUUGAAGAUGUUUAUUUAUAUUGUCCUUUUUUACUGGAAGACGUACGCAUACUCCAUCGAUGUUGUAUUUGCAGUGGCUGAGGAAUUCUUGUACGCAGUUUUCUUUGGCUUUACGAAGCCGAUUAAAAGACCGUGUGAAAUGAACCUUGCUCUGACAAUUCCCUUGCAUUGCACCACACACUCCUUGCUGCGGGCUCCUGCAGCCAGACCUGAGCAGAGAGAGAAGGUGGAGAAGCAGCGGGUCUGCAAGCCUUCCCUGGGGCCUGCAGAGCUAGAAAGGGAGGCCCAGCAGACUGGCGCUGGUCAGGGUAGGGGAGCCAGGCGGGGGACGGGAGCGGGCAGCUCAGGCCUCAGGACAGCCCUGGGAGGCUUCUGGCAGUGGUGGCCAGAGGGCUGGACUGUGCGGGCAGCUUAGCAGGGACAGUGGACGUGCACCUGACGCUGACCUGGACUGCCUCAGUCUAGAAGCAGGCCAGAGAGCAGAGGCACGUGGCAUCCCAGGGCGACAUCAGACGGCCAGCCGGUUAGCUAGUUCUGCUGUUGCUUCACAAGUUCUGAGCAUUCUCUGCUAGCCUAUGGAAGCUGCAGCCCUCGGAGGACAGAAGUGUUGUGCGCCCAACAGAACCCUCUGAGACGCAAGCUGCUCCCUUGGCUAGCUCAUAUGUGGAAAUAGCCCUGUAAUUCGAGGUAACUCCUUCCGCUCGUGUCCACAUCCCUCUUGUUGAGAGCUCACUGAAAGUCAUGUGCCCGGGGAAUGUUCCUGUGACUGUUUUUUGUUUUUCCUUUUUUUUUUUUUAACUUUGUUUUUGUUUUUUUCAAUUAAGCUGGAACUAAAGUCAGGCCCGGCCAUUACGCUCCCCACGUGCAGCCAGGUGCAGCCUGGGCCCAGUCAUGCCUGGCUCAUAGAUGAGAUCCCUUAAGCAGGAUUGCAGACCAGUGAACGCCCCCGCCUUUUGGAUUUUUUGCUCAUCAAUUGACCGUCUUUUCCAGACCUCUUUAAGUCACACUCUUAACUUAGCUUUCUCUGAUGUCUGUUGCCGCCAUUAGUUUUUUUCUAGAGCCCACACUGGCCCACAUAGCUCCAUCCCAUACGGGUAGCUGGCUCCAGCUGCGCCAAGGUGCAGACCCGCCCUGGGCAUGCUGGCCUGUGACGGAGCCUGAGGUCACAGCCCCCUGACUAGCCUGAGACCUUCCUAGGGGCUGUGGCUGUUUCCGGGGAGGCCGGGAGGGGCAGCUGUGAGCCCCGUGCAGGACGUCAGGAGUAACGCUGCUUUGCUUUGGCAGGUUGAAGGGGCCCGGCCAGGACUCGGGGAAGGGUGGCCUGAGAGCAGCGAUGACCUCUGGGGUCACUGUCCCAGGAGGGACUUCACCUGGAACAAGAGCUGGAGGCAGCCGCUUGCCCAGGAGGCUUGUCCCCUGUAAGUGCUUUGUGGAAGAGUGGCAUGUGGCGCUGAGCCCUGUCCCGGGCGGCACCUGGGCGUUCCAGUGAGUCCUGCUCUCCCGCACCUACGGCCCCGCGGCGGCGCCUUUCGGUGUGUGUUGGGUGCAGGGCAGCGCCUCCCGGGAGCGCCGGGUCCCCCGCCUGGAGCCCGCGCCUGUUCUCCCUCCCUCCUCCUCCUUCCAGGAGGCGCUUCGCCAGUGAGGUGCGGGCUCAGGGCCUCGAGUCUCUCCUGGAGCACGGGCUGCGGUGCGCUGGCAGCUUACGGGGCGGCCAGUCCUUGCCCACAACGAUGUGGAGCCCUGUGAAAGUCGGAUUCGAAUAAAGGGCCACGUGUGCACCCAGAAA